AGGGACUUGGAGCAGGAAGGGGGGGGAGCCAUGACGUCGACGACUCGGGUGUCCCUGAGGAGGCAGUUCAGGGGGAGUUCGAUUAUGAGGGACAGGAUGCUGCCGCGGGUGGUGGGUCAGGUGGUGGACGACGCGGUGACGAGGAGACCGCGGGUGUCCCUGAGGGGCAGGAUGCUGUCAUGGGCGGUGGGUCCCCUAGUGGGCCAUGGCGACAGCGAGACCGCGGGUGAUGAGGGACAGGGUGCCGUAGUGUGUGGCAGAGGAGAGGGUGGACCCGGUGGAGAUGGGGACACCGCUGGUGUCGGUGGAGACGAUGGACCGGACGGCGACGAUGACGACGACCACGGUCCCGAGGACGAUCCGUAUAGGCUCGCCUUGGUGUUGAGGGAUCCCACAGUGCCUCCGUUGCGCCCUGACGACACAGCGUACACUUUCUUCGACGCCGACGCUUUGGCGCAUGCGUUGACGGAUGGCCCUUUCGCACACGUGAGCCGCAAGAGCGGCAAGCAGCGGGCCCCUGGGAGGGUAUAUUCACCGCCGCCGUUCACUAUGCUGCGCCCUCACUGGUCGGGUUCGUCGCUCAGCGGUGUUAGAGGGAGGGAGUCCGGUGAGGGUGAGGUGGGGUCCAGCAGACGCAGCGACGGCGACAGAGAUAGUGCAGGAUCGAUGGCUCCACCGCCCGCACGGACUCCGGAGGCCAGGGUCGACACCGGGGACCGGACGGUGGCACCCGGAGUUGCGCACAGUGGCGGUUCCCCGCUGCCGAGCCGCAUGCUUGGUUUGUCACGAGCGGAGACGAGGAGGACAUUGGUCCUUGAGGCCGCAGGGACAUCCACGGACAGGCUGCGGGGAGAGCAGUUCACAUCGGGCGAGGAGGGGUUGUCGAUGCGUUCCGGGACGAGACGACAUCAUGACCUCUCGGAGGUUGAGGCUCGACUUGAUGCAGGGGUCGCCGCUGGGCAGGCAGCAUUGGACGCGAUUCAGAGGGAGAGAGAGGGGGGGAUUGCUGCACAGGCGAAGGAGGACGAGGACGCAGACACUGAGUCCGAGCCGAUCGAGACUGCAGCCCGCAGACACAGGGCACAGGUGGCCGCGGCGGCCGCUGCAGCACAUGCGGCAUACGUCAGCGGGGCACGGGGCACAGGUGCCGGAGGGAGAGGAGGGCGCCGGGAAGGACCGCAUGGCCGCACGUCCUCCGGGAGAGGCCGCGCGCGCUCCGGUGGGAGAUGACGACGUCCGUGGUGUUUUUUUUGCUACUCGGUUGUACAGUAGAGACGAUGCCAGUCGACGGGUCCAAUUUUUUUUGCUACUCUGUUGUGUAAAAGAGACGAGGGGUCCAGUUUUUUUUUCCUACUCGGUUGUACAUUAGGGUUUUCAUUUUUUUUUUUCUUACUCUGUUUUCAUAAGAGACGAUGUGGACAUUAGGGUUUUCAUUUUUUUUUUCCUACUCGGUUGUACAGUAGAGACGACGCCCGUCGACGGGUCCAGUUUUUUCUUGCUACUCUGUUGUGUAGCAGAGACGAUGGGUCCAGUUUUUUUUUGCUACUCAGUUGUACAGUAGAGACUACGGGUCCAAUUUUUGGCUUCAGCCUUGUUCAUACGCAUUUCCAUUGAAAUGCUUUGUCAUAUAUUUGUUAUUGUUCUUGUUCCUCCGCCAAAAUUGGUCUUGCAUCUGAGCCGCUGUUGUUUGGUGAUUGUUUUCUGCUCUGUUGUCGUGAUUGUUGCAAAUUAUGUGUUUCUCCGAUGCCACACAUGUGCAUGUCAUGGAUGCCUCCAUUAUGAAUGUGCUGUUAAUUUCAGAUGCGACAUAGGGAUGACGUCCUAAUGAAUGUGUUCUUACAUAAAUGAUGUGCUAAUGAAUGUCCAUCAGUCUC
Molecule: messenger RNA, 1874 nt
Organism: Chara braunii
Lineage: Eukaryota; Viridiplantae; Streptophyta; Charophyceae; Charales; Characeae
Source: the annotation of a GenBank genome assembly